Ornithorhynchus anatinus (platypus) is the source of this 7199-nucleotide messenger RNA. RefSeq names its product rotatin (gene RTTN). The transcript is spliced from 49 exons. The coding region runs from base 35 to 6760 and encodes 2241 amino acids. Gene Ontology annotation, biological process: centriole-centriole cohesion; ciliary basal body organization; centriole replication. NCBI's taxonomy places the organism in Eukaryota, Metazoa, Chordata, Mammalia, Monotremata, Ornithorhynchidae. Gene Ontology annotation, cellular component: centriole; ciliary basal body; centrosome. The record is from RefSeq and is a predicted model, not a curated record.
CGGAGCGGCGGCGGUUGAAUGUCGGCGGCCCGGGAUGGCGCUGCGCCGUCUCGUGCGCAAGCUCGGGCACCCGCUGGUGGAGAUCCGGGAGCGGGCACUGCACAACCUGUGCUGCAAGCUGGAGCAUGGGCUGGUUUCUCUCACCCAGCUGGCUGGAGACAAGCAGCUGCUCAUCCUCCUCCUGGAGUGGUUCAAUUUCCCCUCCACCCCCAUGAAGGAGGAGGUGCUGGCUCUGAUCGGCAACUUGGCCAAGCAUCCUCCAGCGGCGCAACAUUUGCACGAGAUUGGGGCCGUGGAAUUCUUCUCCCAGCUUCGCCCCAAUGUCCAUCCAAAUCUGCAGGCUGAAAUCGACGGCAUUUUGGAUGGGCUCUUCCUCCUUUCUUCAGAAGUCCCGUCCCCACAUCACCGUUCUCCGCCUCACCGGACCGCGUCCACGGCCCCUGUAAACAAUCCAGUUUCGCCUGAAGAAGAAGAAAUCAUCACUGGCUAUUUUCCACAAGACAGAAGUAACUUCCAGGAGAGGGAGUUGCCUCCCAAAAGAUCCGUGGUAAAUCAGACGGUGAGGUGCUUAAAGUUUUCCACAUUUCCUUGGCUGCCGCUGACCACCACAGACAGACAUGUUCUCUCCUCGAAUGAAAGCUCUCUGAGAAGUACUAACCACACUUUAAUCUGGAAUACAUGUGAGCUGUUACAGGAUGUGAUUAUGCAAGAUUUUCCUGCUGAGAUCUUCCUUCAAAGACCAAAGAUUGUUCAGAGCCUUUUGUCUCUGUUGAAGCUGGCAUUCGGAAGAGAUGGAAAACAUCACUUAGCUUUGCAGGCGGUGUCGUGCUUACAACAAUUGUGUACAUAUUUAAGAAACAGACUUAACUUUCAUCGAGAUCCAAGUUUUUUCUCCAGUAAACAAGAUUCGGUGUCCCAGAAUUCCUCUCUGUCCUACUGCCAAGAAACCAGAGGCGCUCAACAAUCUCUGAAUCCAUCCCCUGGAAGCAGUAGCCCUCGCCCUUCCGUCAUUGGACGCACUGGCCAGCGCCCCAGGGGGGAUGGCCAGGAUUGGGAUGCAGUUUCUUCCAGUGGAAGCAGUCCUCAAGCUAAUGGCCACUCUAGGCUCUCCGUGCAUUCACCAGUGGAUAUGCGACACAUCGAUCUGCCAGAGCUAGAAAGUGAGGACACAUUGGAAUUGCAGUUCCAGCAGCUCAGCCUUCCCCAGUUCUGUGUCUCAGUUCUGGAAUCUGCAGUCCCACUCUUAAGAGCAGGCGGUCGAAGAAUGACAUUGCGGGUCCUGGAAUUGCUUGCGGAGAACAUGCUACUUCUCGGCAAUACGCUGUCAGAAGAAACCUGGGAAGACAACAGCCUUUUUGCCUUAGAAUUGAAAGAGAAGCUGAUCUCAGUUCUGGGAUCCCUCGGGGAAACGCUAACCUACCACAAAAGCAGCAUCAGCUCCGAGCAGCCGGAGUCCACGCUUGGGCACCACAGAAUGGCAUUUAUCAGCAUUUCACUUUUCACAGUCCGAUUGUUGCAGACACUGCUCCCUGUGGAAAAGGCAAGCCAGGUUUUACCUGAGAGAUUGAUGAAUGCAUUGUUCCUUCUGGCCAUGGACAUACCCUUUUCUUUGGAGUAUCCAAAUAUUCACGAGUCUGUGGUCGCUUACCUGGAGCAGCUGGAUUUCGAGAACUACAACCUUUAUAAACGGACGGCAGAGACUGUUCAUUCAAUUGAAUGCAGCUGUAACUUCCUGACCGAUAUCGGAAAGGAGGGAGAGAAGAAUCUCUUUGAAUUAGUGGAGCUGGCAGACCAGGCUUUGCGAAGCCUUUUUUAUCAUCAGCAUUUUCCGUUAUUAAAGGAAUUCAUCUCCAUCUGUUCAAACAUCUGCAAACCAGGCCAAUCCAGUGGUCCCGUGCUCCAGGGUGAAAGUCAAAAGGUGUUGCUGCGACUCUUGUCUUACCCGGUGCUCUCGGUGAAAGCCGAAGCUUAUCGCAGCUGCCUGGAAAUGGUUAAGGAAUGCUUAGGAAUCCAUAACGUUUCUAAGCCAUCAUCCUCAUUUUGCCAAGGAAUUCACUUCCUUCUACAUCCCAAAGUUUUGUAUGAAAUCUCCACUUUUGGUCUUCAGGAAUCCCCAAAUGAGGUGAACGCUACUGCCAAGGCCAUUCUGAUCUAUCUGCUUCAGGGGCGAUUGAUGAUGACAGCACUCACCUGGAACAAGUUUAUUGAGGCGCUCUGCCCUGUCAUCCCAAUUCUACAGGGUUAUGCAGAUACGGAAGAAACCUUGGGGAAGUGCAUUCUCAUUCUGAGUGAAACCAGUCCUGAGGCUGGCGAUGGAAUUCUCCCUCGAACUACCAGACUGAAGGCAGGACUGCGACUUCUGCUAGCCAAGAAACAGUCGGUACGCUCCAAGGCACUAAAACAUUUAGCAUUUCAUCUAACAACUGAAGAAGGACCCAGCCUGAAGCGCCCUCUCUUAGAUGGAAAUGUUCUCUCUAGAAUUACUAAUUUAUUCAUUGUUGAAAAGCCGCUUGAACUCAAAUUGGAUGACCCAAAAGAAACAAUUAUUAAGGUGGGGACAGCUGAAAAAGUCUAUGAAAUUUUUACCUCGGACACCAUCGAUAUAGCUUUGAGAAAAUCUGCGGCUGAGCAGUUAGCUGUAAUUGUGCAAGAUAUCAAAAUGCAUAAAGUGGUAAAGAAGUUGGGUGCAAUUGACAAGAUACUUGCUUAUAUCAAUGACUGUAUAGGCCGAGAUGGCAAGGUAUUGGAGUGUAUAAUGCUGCCAUGUCUCACGUUCCUCCGGAAACUAGUGACCGCGGAUCCAGUUAUACGCCUGUCCCUCUCCCAGCAGCCCUCUGUCCUGCUCUUAUUAUUCAGAGUUGCUUUGAUCCUUCAAGAAGACUGUGCAGUUGUGACAGAAGUGGCAGCGUUGUUUUGCCUUCUCCUCUUUGAUGAAGUUUCAAGAAUAGACGUGUGGUCUGACUGUGUGUCCAGUACUUCUGCACCUCCUCUCUUCAGCUUGCCUGUUACAGUGAUUAGACGGUACCACCUUCCUUUCCGGGUCCGAGGGCAUCACGCCGUCAGCCCGAAUUCCCUUGUCCUGCCACUAUCUGUUGAUUGUUUGGCAUUGAAGCCGGUGUCUGAUGCUUUGAGAAUAGCAUGGAAUCUGUCGUGGAACCAUGGGAUUGAAAGCCUGUUACAGAAUAGGAGCAGUGGAUCAGAAUCACAACAACCUUUAGACACUUUAAAGUUGUCCCCCGAAGACACCGUGAUCCUGAGGCGAACCCACGCAGCCAGCGGCUCGCAGGACUGCCUCAGCGCCGUCGUUCAGGCCGUCUCUCACGGCGAAGUCAGGGCCGCCAUCACUUCCAUGAGCUUUUAUCUUCUGAACGACAGGCUGGCUUUGAAGAGCAGCCCCAGCUCGUGGAGUGCUACUUUGGAACACUCGACUUGGCACUCUUCCCUAAACAGGUUCCUGCAGGUACUCCCAGCUUGCACCGAAGAUGAGCGUCUCCUGACAGAUGUCAUAUGCUUCCUAAACAAGUUACUGAGAGUUCAGAAGAAAGGUUCAGUGUCAGAACUUCUGAAGUGGAUCUUGGAAAUACUUCUGAAACAUAACCCCAAUCCAUUAUUAGAACUUCUGGUACAGAUGGAAUCCCCAAAUCAGGAAGAAACAGAUGAAGUACAGGCUGCUGUCAGGCAACAGCUGCAGAGAGAAUUGAUUGCUCUCUUCAGUACCCUGCUGCUCUACUACGUGCCAGUUACUGACAGAAAAUGCUUGGAACUUCUUUACGCCUUCCGAACCCAGCUGGCCCUGAAACUGCUCCAGUGUCUGCGGGUAACCGACGCUCCCCGUUUCUAUGGAUUGCCGUCUCUGGAGAGGACCUUAAGGGGGAUGGUCCACGUGACAGCUCUGCCGGGAUGGAGCUCACAUUCCCCUCUAACCGAGCCCUUCUCCAUUUGUGCGAAGUAUCUGGCCGGCCUGCUGGAGGUCAUCUCUUCAUUUUACGUUGAUCGUGGAGGAAAUGCUCUGUCCUUCAUGGGAAAAGGUGUCACCAAGAGCACAGUUCUAUGUUUGCUUCACUUAUCCCACGAGAUGAUGGCUCAGUCUAAAACCUCGGAUUGGGUUUCUCUGUGGUUCUUGCCUUUUGAGAGUAGCAGUGAACGUCAGAGUCCCAUUCGCCAAGGACUGGCUUGGCUGAUCCCAUUAUGGGUAGACAGAGACCCUGAAGUGCGGUUCACGUCUCUGGGGAUAGGAUCAGCACUAACUUCGGUUGAAGAAGGCUGUGUUGCUUUAUCGGACAGCUGCCAGAACAUUGCCGGAGGCUUGUGGGGAACUGUGGUGAACAUUCUGCUGGAACAAUCAGAAUGCAGCAUGGUGCGCAGGGAGGCUGCCUUUAUUCUUCAGAACCUUCUUGUGAUCCCGAUGCCCACUGAAGAAAUCAACGAUUGUGCUUGGCAGGGCCCCUGUGUACAUGAUGAGGAAUCUGGCCUGUCUCUGAUAGGAAAACCUGCCCUUCAGGUUCUCUUAUAUCACUGCCACUUUUAUGAACAAGUGAUUCAGAUGGCGACACGGUGCUACCUAGGACGAUAUACGUUUGACUUGAAUUAUUCUCCGGUAGAUAGCUUCACAGCGCGGUGUGAUAAAAAUGAACUGGAUGAUUCUGUAAGUUUUUGGAGGGCCCCUUCCAGUCUGUCCAGCCAAAGUCAAGCUGUGGGUUCUCUCUCGACGUCGGAAACAAUGGUACUUUCUGUGCCCACCCCUGUGGGGAGUGCUGAAAUCCAUCCCCUUGUGGCACCACCAACAGCUUCUCUUAUUCCUGAAACACCACUUGAUCGACUUGUGGCUCAAGGUCAGAGUGAAACCACCACAACAUCUUCAAGCCCCCAGGAUUCUCCCCAUUCUGCUCACAUGCCAAAUGCAUGUUCAGUGGUCACCCCUCCUCUGCUUUCUGCUGUGUGCAGCCUGCUGGACAACCUGCUGAUCGUGGCUCCAAAGGACACCGCAGCUGCAUUUCACCAAGCCCACCUACUCACAGCUCUCUGUAGUCUAGUAAAUGCCGGCGUGAUCGAGAAGUGCAUGCAGGAACUCAACACCCCACUGUCUAAUCGAGGUCCGAUUGAACCCACUAAGGCUCAGGUGUCAUUUCUGCUACAGUACUUGUCCUCUCUAGCCAGGCUCCUGCAGUCGUGCUUACUGGUGGACCCAGAGCUGGUGGUCCAGGAUGAACUUCUGAAACCUCUGCUGGCAAAUAUUGUCAAAGUCCUUACUGUGGGCCCUAAAGAUAGCUUAGAUGCUGAGUUAACAGCCACAGUUCGCCACACAUGGAAAGAUUUGUUUAACCUCCUGUCUACCCUGCUGAGGAAAACCAGCCCGACUACUAUUUCAUCAGUAACAGCUGCUCUGGCAAAGCACUGGUCUGCAGUCCUUGGUAUGUUUUGCAAGUGUGUGGAACUGUCAAGCACAUGUCCAAGUCUCUCCACAGCCACUUUGCAAUUCCUUUCUGUCCUUUUGGUUGAAGAGGGGAAAAGACAGCUGCAAGAUAACCAAAAUGUUGGUCACAACCCAACAAUGGCAUCACUUCUUGAUAAGGUGGAUGGAAAUCAGGAAGCCGUCGCUCGACUUAAUGAAUUAAUUCUUCAGAACUAUGGAGGCAAAUCCUCCAAGGAUGCACUGAAAAGAGUGUCUGCAAGUGCUCUGCUCUCUCUGCUGGCUGUCAGUAAACGAGCCCAGAACUACGCUGUGAAAGCCGACCUCAUAGACAGCUGCAUAGAGCAGAUGAAGCGGGUUCACGCACAACUGAACUUAGAUUCCCUGAGGCCUAUGAAAACAGCACAGAAAAAAAAGGAUGAGGGCUUCUUCAAAGAACUGAAGACAGCCAUGCAUCUUCUAAGAAACUGCCUGUAUAAGAAUGAAGCGUCCAAAGCAGCCGCGCUAGAUGCUCAUCUCGUUCCCAUCUUGCACUCUCUGUGGCCUUGGUUUCUGAUGGAUAAUUCGUUGAUGCAAAUCGUUUUGCAGCUGCUCUGUGUGUACACGGCACAUUUCCCACCUGGUUGUGCUUCAGUUUGUUGGACAAGUGGUGGACAAUUUCCUGCCCAAGCUGCAUACAGAGGAGCCCCCAGCACCUCCCUGAUGCUGUGUAUCAUCAAGUUGGCAUCCCAGGUGCCUUCUGACAGUGCCACCAUUCAGCAGCUGGCUUUUACCCUGCUUUCCAACCUCGCGUUGACUCAUGACUGCAAAGGUGUUAUUCAGAAGAGCAACUUCUUACAGAACUUUCUGUCCCUGCCACUGCCAAAAGGAGGAAACAAAACCUUGAGUCCCCUGGCCAUCCUUUGGCUGAAGUUCCUGUUGAACAUGUCCUUGGGAGAAGAUGGGCAGCAUCAGAUCCUGAAACUCCCCGGCGGCUUAGACCUGCUGUCAGAGAUGAGCAAAUUCAAACCCAGUAGUGGCCCUCCCGUGGCCCUCCUUGUGCUCCACAAUAUCUGCUUCAGUCCAGCCAAUAAGCCCAAGGUCCUAGCCAACGAGAGGGUUGUCUCCGUGCUAUCCGCCUGUCUUGAAAGCAAGAGUCGAAGUGCCCAGACCAUUGGAGCAGCUGCGCUGUGGGCCCUGCUCCAUAAUUAUCAGAAGGCCAAAGCAACGUUGAAAAACCCAUUAUUAAAAAGAAGAGUGGAUGAGGCCUAUUCUUUGGCAAAGGAAACAAUCCUGGACCCAGAUGUAAACCCUCUAAAUGCCUACCACCUCAAAUGUCUGGAGAACCUGGUACAGCUCCUCGCUGUGUGAGCCUGCUGCCCAUGGCCCCCGAAAAGAGUAUUUGACGAGGAGAGGACUCUGGGAACCUUGAGCUUCUGCAGGCCGAGGCUCCAUAGGAGAGGAAAACAUUGACGUACACACUCUGGCUAAGAGGGGGGCUAAGCUGUCCACACUGCGGCUAAGCUGUCCGGACUCAGCCUGCCGAGCGAGUGCCCAUCAGGGCAGUGGGAUAGGUGGCCGGAGGGACCAGACGAAGACUUCCAAGAAGACCGGGGACGUGGAGAAGAAUGGGAAUAAGCACUCAAAAGUGAACAUUUCUGUGUGAGAAACUAUUUUUAAUAGUAUUUAUCCAAAUAAAAGCUAUUUUUGGAAUCCUAACUGGAGGCAUGUUCUUGUCAAGCAGAAUAUCUCUGUAUUUUUAUAUUGUACACUCCCAAGCUUUUAUUACAAUAAACGCUGAAAACAGUAA